UCCUGCCUCUGAGAUUAAGCUUCCCUUCUCCUCCUUGUUUCCCACCCCCUUUUUGUGCUACAGCAUGGAACGUCUUUUGUUUCAGUUAAAUUCAGACCUCUCGAUCUGUCACCUGACAGUCUUGUGGUUCUGGAUGAAUGUGGUUCAUUUCUAUUAUUAACCUGGGUUGGCAGCUGGUUUUCCUAACGGGAGUUUGUAGAGAUUCUGAAAAGUGGAGCUCGCUUAAGGGACAAAAAUGCUUCCCAGCUGGCCUUUGCCGGAGUUUGAUCCAAGUCAGAUCCGACUAAUUGUAUACCAGGACUGCGAAAGAAGAGGGCGAAAUGUUUUGUUUGACUCCAGCGCCAAGAGAAAAACUGAAGAGGCAUCAGUCUCGAAACUCUGCAGUGAGGUGCAGGUGAAAGUCUUUGGGAAAUGUUGCCAGCUCAAACCCGGAGGAGACAGUUCCUCCUCUUUGGACAGUUCAAUAAAUUCCUCCUCCUCUUCUUCUGAAACAAAAGAACAGUGUCCAAAAUUUCAGGGCUCCCGGUGUUCUUCAGAUGCCAAUAUGCUUGGAGAGAUGAUGUUUGGUUCUGUGGCCAUGAGCUACAAGGGCUCAACCUUAAAAAUCCAUCAAAUCCGCUCCCCUCCACAGCUUAUGCUAAGCAAAGUUUUUACAGCUCGAACUGGAAGCAGCAUCUAUGGAAGUUUAAACACGCUUCAAGACAGUCUUGAGUUCAUUAAUCAGGACAGCAAUACUCUAAAGCCAGAUCACAGUACAAUUAUGAAUGGACUGCUUGGGAACAUAGGUUUUUCACAGCUUUGCAGCCCUAGGCGGGCAUUCUCUGAACAAGGUCCGCUCCGCCUGAUCCGGAGCGCCUCUUUCUUUGCAGUUCACAGCAACCCUAUGGACAUGCCUGGGCGGGAGCUGAAUGAAGACAGAGACAGUGGAAUUGCAAGAUCUGCAUCCCUUAGCAGCCUGCUUAUCACUCCAUUUCCUUCUCCGGGCUCUUCACUAAACAGAAGCUGUGCUAGCAGUUACCAACGGCGCUGGCGUCGCAGUCAGACAACAAGCUUGGAGAAUGGGGUCUUCCCUAGGUGGUCGGUGGAAGAAAGCUUUAAUUUGUCAGAUGACAGCGCCAGCCCGAGCCCAGGAAUUGUCAGGAAAAAGAAGAUAGCGAUUGGGGUGAUAUUCUCACUUUCAAAGGAUGAAGAAGAAAAUAGCAAAUUUAAUGAGUUCUUUUUCUCACACUUCCCUCUAUUUGAGAGCCAUAUAAACAAACUGAAGAGUGCAAUAGAGCAGGCUAUGAAAAUGAGCCGUCGAUCAGCUGAUGCCAGCCAGCGGAGUUUGGCAUAUAACAGGAUUGUGGAUGCCUUAAAUGAAUUCAGAACAACAAUUUGUAAUCUCUACACCAUGCCACGAAUUGCAGAGCCUGUUUGGCUUACCAUGAUGUCAGGGAUGCCUGAGAAAAACCAGCUCUGCCAUCGCUUUAUGAAGGAAUUUACUUUCUUAAUGGAACAAGCCUCCAAGAACCAAUUUUUACCAGCUCUUCUGACUGCAAUUUUGACAAACCAUCUGGCCUGGGUCCCAACGGUCAUGCCAAAUGGACAGCCACCCAUCAGAAUCUUUCUUGAAAAGCAUUCCUCACAGAGUGUGGACAUGUUGGCCAAGUCUCAUCCAUACAAUCCAUUGUGGGCACAGUUAGGAGACCUGUAUGGAGCUAUUGGGUCACCUGUGAGACUAUCAAAAACAAUCGUGGUUGGCAAAAGGCAAGAUCUUGUGCAACGUUUGCUUUAUUUCCUCACUUACUUCAUACGAUGCUCUGAACUGCAAGAGACUCAUCUUCUGGAAAAUGGAGAGGAUGAAGCCAUAGUGAUGCCUGGCACAGUUAUCACCACCACACUAGAGAAAGGGGAAGUAGAAGAGUCUGAAUAUGUGCUGGUCACAAUGCACAAGAACCGAGUCAAUUUACCCCUUCAGGAGUCUGAAGAAGUCAGGCCUUCUAGUUGCAGCUGCAAAUAUUGCAAAUGCCCUCUUAACUCUAGUCAAAAUCCAGACAGUAUUUCAGGACAGGAGAGAGAAGAGUCACAGAAUGCUACAAAGGUGGAGAUAGAAGCGUCCUCAAGUGAAAGCAGAUCAGCAUCUACUGACUGCGAAGAAGGGCCUGAUGAUGUUAAGCAAUGCAAAGAGACGUUGACCUCUUGCCUAGAUGUAAAGUUGGAGAGAGUGGCUUUUACAGGAUCAGCCUCGGUGGAAACAUGCGUCUUGGCAGAGUCCAGGUUGGAACCAACAGGUGGAUCGUGGAAGAGUGCAGAAUCAUUGGAUUCUGACAAUCAGUCUGUUGAAGUCAUAAGAUCAACAAGUACAACAGUAGAGAAGAAGCCACCUGAUAAAAUCUCAUCUGAUGCAAUUCCUUGCAGCACGGCUGAGGCUCAAACAAAGGUGACUUUCCUCAUUGGCGAUUCCAUGUCACCUGAUUCAGAUAUUGAGGUUCGAAGUCAAUUGGCAGCAGAACAAAUGGCCAAAUGCACCAACGAAAUGAAGACUGAAGAAAGAGUAACUGCUGAUCAGAGCUGUGAAGCAAGACAACCCUUGGAGGACCAAAAAAGAGAACAGAAUAUGCCUGAAGAGUUCCCUCCCAUUGCCGUUGAGCUCCAGAAUUGGAAUCCUUACAGUGCAGAAAGUACCAGUCUGCUUGAUGAAUAUUUUACUGAAGAAGGUUCAAUUGAAACCAGGACUAUUGAUGAUAUUCCAGUGAAAGCAACAACAGACAUUGUAGAUCCUGGCAGUAGCUUAGAAUUUCCCUCCAAAAUGUGUACAAAGAACAACAAAUCCUCCAGUGAGUUUUGUAAGUUUAUGGAAUCUGUCCGUCAAGAGACUUGCAAAAAUUGUUUUGCAGAGCAGGACCAAAGAGACAAGGUCUCUAUGUUUAUCCCCCAUGGGGACAGAGAGAACUUAGAAAAAAAGGCUGACCCAGGUGUGGAUUGGGACAUUCCAAGAAAUGAGAGUUCUGAUAGUGCCCUUGGUGACAGUGAAAGUGAAGAUGCAGGUCAUGAUGUGGCCAGAACUAGCAGUAACUAUUAUGGGGCAGAGCAAGAAGAAUGGGCAGAAGAAGAGGACAUACCUUUUCCUGGGUCAAAAUUAAUUGAAGUGAACUCUGUCCAGCCCAGUAUUGCCAAUUUUGGAAGGUCCUUGCUAGGUGGCUACUGUUCAUCUUACGUACCAGACUUUGUUUUGCAAGGAGUAGGAAAUGAUGAGAAACUGAGGCACUGUUUGAUGUCAGAUUUGUCGCAUGCUGUGCAGCACCCUGUUCUUGAUGAACCAAUUGCAGAAGCCGUCUGCAUUAUCGCAGACACGGAUAAAUGGACAGUGCAAGUGGCCAGUAGUCAGAGGCGAAUCAUUGAUAAUAAACUUGGGAAAGAUGUGCUAGUCUCUAACCUUAUCUCCAACCUGCUUCAUUCCACUCUUCAGCUUUAUCGGCAUAAUUUAUCUCCCAAUUUUUGUGUGAUGCACCUGGAAGAUCGGUUGCAAGAGCUGUAUUUCAAGAGCAAAAUGUUGUCAGAAUAUCUCAAAGGACAGAUGCGAGUUCAUGUGAAGGAGCUGGGAGUGGUCCUAGGGAUUGAAUCGAGUGACCUCCCUUUGCUGGCAGCUGUAGCAAGCACCCACUCUCCGUAUGUUGCCCAGAUUCUACUCUAAAAUACCAAAGGGCAAAGACAAUAACUUUCUUUUUAUAAAGUACAAGGAAUCAGACAUGAACCACUCUUGUACGGGCUCUUCUUUGCCUGCAGGCAAAUGAACUGAACAGCUUGCUGACUAGACUGUGUGCCUCUGCAACUGAAUACAUAACGUGCAAACAAAUGGGGUUGUUUCCCCUUCUUUCCUUGCCCAUUCAUUAAAAA
Molecule: messenger RNA, 3876 nt
Organism: Elgaria multicarinata webbii
Lineage: Eukaryota; Metazoa; Chordata; Lepidosauria; Squamata; Anguidae
Gene: FNIP1
Product: folliculin interacting protein 1
Exons: 18
Coding region: 236-3673 (1145 amino acids)
Cellular component (GO): cytoplasm
Molecular function (GO): ATPase inhibitor activity; protein-folding chaperone binding
Source: RefSeq, a predicted model, not a curated record